Molecule: messenger RNA, 1321 nt
Organism: Gastrolobium bilobum
Lineage: Eukaryota; Viridiplantae; Streptophyta; Magnoliopsida; Fabales; Fabaceae
Product: pectinesterase-like
Exons: 3
Coding region: 74-1321 (415 amino acids)
Biological process (GO): cell wall modification
Molecular function (GO): pectinesterase inhibitor activity; pectinesterase activity
Source: RefSeq, a predicted model, not a curated record
CAUUACUGCUCUCUCUCAAAGCACAAUAGGCUCCAAGCGCUACCAUGACUUGCAGACUCUGCUAAGUGGCGCAAUGACCAACUUGUACACGUGUCUGGAUGGUUUUGCUUACAGUAAAGGAAAUGUGAGAAGCAGAAUCGAAAACAAGUUAUUUGAGAUCUCCCAUCACGUUAGUAACUCACUCGCCAUGCUGAAGAAAGUCCCUGGAGUGAAGAAACCAUCAAAGUCUGAGGCAUUCCCCGAAUAUGGAAAGAUGAAAGACCGUUUCCCAUUGUGGGUUACCUCCAAAGAGAGAAAGCUACUACAAGCUUCUGUUAAUGAGACCAAGUUUGAUCUUGUUGUAGCCAAAGAUGGCUCUGGCAACUUCACCACUAUAGGGGAAGCACUGUCUUCAGCUCCAAACUCUAGCACAACUAGGCACCAUGCAUUAAUUAAUAGUUACUUGUUAAUUUUGUGUGAUUGUAGGUUUGUGAUACACAUAAAAGCAGGAGCAUACUUUGAGAAUGUGGAGGUGAUAAAGAAGAAGACCAAUUUGAUGUUAGUUGGAGAUGGAAUUGGAAAGACUGUUGUGAAGGCUAAUAGAAAUGUUGUGGAUGGAUGGACAACUUUCCAAUCAGCUACUUUUGCUGUGGUAGGAGACAGGUUCAUAGCGAAGGGUAUAACCUUUGAGAACUCAGCAGGGCCAAGCAAACACCAAGCUGUGGCGGUGAGGAGUGGUGCUGAUUUCUCAGCCUUCUACCAAUGCAGCUUUGUUGCAUACCAAGACACUCUCUAUGUCCACUCUCUCCGUCAAUUCUACCGUGAAUGUGACAUUUAUGGAACCAUAGACUUCAUCUUUGGCAAUGCUGCAGUGGUCUUUCAAAACUGCAACUUAUACGCACGCAAGCCUAAUGAAAACCAAAAGAACUUGUUCACUGCACAAGGCAGAGAAGACCCUAACCAAAACACUGGAAUUUCUAUCUUGAAUUGCAAGGUUGCUGCUGCAGCUGAUUUAAUCCCAGUCAAAUCUACGUUCAAGACUUACCUUGGUCGACCUUGGAAAAAGUAUUCAAGAACUGUUUAUCUCAAAUCUUACAUGGAAGAUCUGAUAGACCCUGCAGGGUGGUUGGAAUGGAAUGGAACGUUUGCAUUGGAUACACUUUAUUAUGGAGAGUACAUGAAUACGGGUCCUGGUUCGAAUACAAGUGCCAGAGUAACGUGGCCAGGUUAUAGGGUCAUCAAAAAUUCCACUGAGGCUAGCCAAUUCACUGUUGGACAGUUCAUACAAGGUAAUGACUGGUUGAACUCCACCAACAUUCCAUUUUUCUCUGAUCUUAGUUGA